AUGACCGACUACACCGAUAACGCCGGAACCACCUACGGGAACACCAACACCUAUGACACGACGGGCGCUACAACGGGUUACGGUACCACGGGAACCACCUAUGACAACACAGGCUAUGGCGGCACAACCGGCUAUGGCACCACGGACACUGGCUAUGGCACGACCGGCACGACCGGCACGACAGGCUAUGGCACCACGGCUGGGACCACAGGCUACGGCACCAGAGGCUACGGCACCACCGCUGGCACAUACGGCACCACCUACGACAACGGCUACGGCACGACCGCCUACGAUCCCGCCUCUGGAGCGUACGACCAGCACAUGGACUAUCGUACCGAUGGCUCGACGAGGCAUCACCGUGAGAGAGUGAAUCCUAGCGGGACAUAUCGACACCGCGAUGUCGAUCGCCGCGAUGACGGCUCCACCCAUGUCCAUAGGGAAUAUGACAACCCUAAUACCGGGACCAGCUACCACCGGGACUAUGAGCGAUAG
Aspergillus lentulus is the source of this 492-nucleotide messenger RNA. RefSeq lists its product as uncharacterized. The record is from RefSeq and is a predicted model, not a curated record. Lineage: Eukaryota; Fungi; Ascomycota; Eurotiomycetes; Eurotiales; Aspergillaceae.